Molecule: messenger RNA, 528 nt
Organism: Staurois parvus
Lineage: Eukaryota; Metazoa; Chordata; Amphibia; Anura; Ranidae
Source: the annotation of a GenBank genome assembly
AGGGAAUGCAGGGUCCAGGGAGACCAGAUAUAGGAAUGCAGGGUCCAGGGAGACCAGAUAUAGUGAAUGCAGGGUCCUGGGAGACCAGAUAUAGUGAAUGCAGGGUCCGGGAGACCAGAUAUAGUGAAUGCAGGGUCCGGGGAGACCAGAUAUAGGGAAUGCAGGGUCCGGGAGACCAGAUAUAGUGAAUGCAGGGUCCGGGGAGACCUAGAUAUAGUGAAUGCAGGGUCCAGGGAGACCAGAUAUAGGGAAUGCAGGGUCCGGGGAGACCAGAUAUAGUGAAUGCAGGGGUCCGGGGAGACCAGAUAUAGUGAAUUCAGGGUCCGGGGAGACCAGAUAUAGCGAAUGCAGGGUCCUGGGAGACCAGAUAUAGUGAAUUCAGGGUCCGGGGAGACCAGAUAUAGCGAAUGCAGGGUCCGGGGGAGACCAGAUAUAGUGAAUGCAGGGUCCCGGGAGACCAGAUAUAGUGAAUGCAGGGUCCGGGGAGACCAGAUAUAGUGAAUGCAGGGGUCCGGGGAGACCAGAUAU